AUGGAACUUCGCCAACACUCUCAGAUAGAACAGAUCGAGAAUGCAAAAAUUGAGAGAAGGAGGAGAGAGCAUGCAGAGCGCCUUAAACGCAUCAUGGAUGAGAAAAAUCUCCAAAUGGGAAUGGAUUAUGAUGCGCUUCAGAAGCAAAUAGAUGAGAAGAAAGCAAGGCUUCAAGCAGAAAAGGAAGAAGAAGAGGCAUACAAUCAGAAGUUCCUAGCAGAACAGAAACUUUUAGCCAAGUUAGCUGCUCAUGAACAGGCAGAACUUAAACAGAUUCAAAAAGAUAUCAACGAAUUCAGAGCUACUCGUCAAAGACCAGAAAUGGAAAGAGAAUACGAUUUGAAUAGGAAAGACUACAUUAAAGUCCAGCCUCAAAUGCGUAUAACAGAUAACGAUCCAUGGUUAAGUGUCAGUAGUGGUCUCAAAUUCGAUGGUGAAGAUUUAACAGCAGAAGAAAGACUUAAAGCUCAAAAGGAACAACGCGAGAGAUGGGGAAAGCAACAAAUCGCUGAAAAGAAAAACCGUUUGGCAAAAGAACGCGAAGAAGACAAGGAAUGGGAACGCCGUUACUUAGAAUACAACGCAAUAUCAAGACAGGUAGGCGAAAUGGAAGACCAAGCCAGAAAAGAAUGGCGCGAAGAAUGCAAUCAAGAAAAUCUUCGUCUUGCUGCUGAAAAGCGUGCAAGAGAGGAAGAAGAUCGUCGCUUAGAUCUCGAACUCAAUCAAUACGAGAUUAACUCUACAAUUGAUAGACUUAAUCAGUCUCAAGCUAACGAUGAGGCUGCAGCAGCCAAUGGCGGAUCCUUCGUUGAAGGCAAGCGUGGCCAGAUGGAUACACAAGCAUACAAGGGAAUGACUCCAGAACAAAUCGAGCGUUUGAAACAAAUUCAGCUUCAACAAAUCGAAGAAAACAGGAAGCGUCGCGAAGCAGAGGCUGAACAAGAGAGAAUCGACGAAGAGAACAGGAAGAAGGCCGCUAGAGAUGCAUUGAAGGCAUCUAGAGCUGAAGAAAGAGAAAGAAAGAGGAGAUUACUCGAGAACCUCGAAGAAAACAGGAAGAUGGCAGAGUCUAAGACCAUGACUAGAUCUGUUGAUGAUCUUCUUGAAGGAGAUAAGAAUAAUUGGUGGCCAUUUGGAAAAUCUCACCGUUAA
Molecule: messenger RNA, 1152 nt
Organism: Trichomonas vaginalis G3
Lineage: Eukaryota; Parabasalia; Trichomonadida; Trichomonadidae
Product: ciliary and flagellar microtubule protein RIB43A family
Exons: 1
Coding region: 1-1152 (383 amino acids)
Source: RefSeq, a predicted model, not a curated record